AUGUCCACGAGCGAGAUGCCGACAGAUGGGGAGGAGGAACAGGCCCUGACCGGUCUCUGGUAUGUGGGAAUAGGCCUUCAGGUCAUCUCCAGCAUGUGUGGGACUGCAGGGAAGACCCUCGUAAGGUUGUCCACGAUCCACGAGAAGAAGCAUCCUUUUUUCUCAAAGUUGUUGUUCCGAGUGGGCCUUUUGACGAACACCAUCAUUGGUCCACUGAUCGAUGUGUCUGCCUACAGCUUCGCGCCUCAAUCUUUGGUGGCACCCUUUGGGGGCCUUGACGUGGUGUGGAACGCCUUGUUGGCCCCCUUUAUUCUCAAAGAGAAGUUGACAAAACACCGCGCGGUGGGCAGUGCAUUGGUCAUGAUGGGAAGCGUCGGCUCGGCGGCUUUCGGGAACCAGAAGGACCCAAUCUAUACGCUGCAGUACAUUGAGGACACGAUGAUCAAUCUUCGGGUCUUGAUCUACUUUCUUGUCUUCAUUUCCUGGUACUUGUUCAAUCAAUUCUACCUCAUGCGGUGGCCGACAGGAAGCAUCAUCAAGGGCUUGUCUUAUGGCUGGACUGCAGGAUCACUCGCUGGCAACAUGUGGUGCACAAAAAUUGCAAUCGAGCUCGUUCAGACCAGCAUCGCUCUAGGAGACCCGGAGCCCUGGAAGACCUGGAUCCCCUAUGCGGCUCUGCUCGGGGCGGCCUUCUUUGCUGUGGUGAACGCCUAUUUCCUGACGAAGGGACUCCAGCACUAUGAAGCCUUCUUUAUGAUUCCGAUAGUGGAAGGCUCCAUGAUCCUCUCCGCAAGCCUGUCUGGUGCAAUAGUCUUGCUUGAUGUUCGCGGUCUGGAAGCCUGGCGAAUCUGUAUGUACUCGUUGUGCGUGUUGCUUGUCAUCUUCGGCAUGAUCACUGUUUUCCUGGGUGAGGCUAGUAGCAAGAGCUCCCUCAUGAGCGGCAAUGCCAGCAUUGCUGGCUCUGACAGGAAGGACAAGGCGGAGAAAGCGGUGGCAAUCCAGACAGUGCCUCCAUCACCUCAGGGCUCCACUACCUCUUAUACUGUUGGCAGGGUCCACAUUGGUGUUCCUCCAAGCCCGACUACUUCCACCAUUUCAGACAAGGAGGGAAAUGGUCGCUUGAGGGCUAUCAGCUCCGAAGAUAUCGAGAACGGCAUUGUAGUGAUCCAUGAUCGAGCGCCACACCCGCCCACAAUUGCAGAAAGCGAAGAGGACUGCAUCAGAUUAGAUCACCCACCACCCGGGAAGAAACAGAAGCAUGUUCCAGCUCCGGUGAUUGGUGCUGCACAGUUGACGCAAGCCCCUGAUGCUGACACGAUCCCAUUCCCAGGGCCGGCCGAAGGCCUGACCCUCACGAAGGAUGGGCUCAUCAAACUCUGA
Molecule: messenger RNA, 1380 nt
Organism: Symbiodinium pilosum
Lineage: Eukaryota; Dinophyceae; Suessiales; Symbiodiniaceae
Source: the annotation of a GenBank genome assembly